GGAGCAUUUACACAAGAUUGAAAUUUUCUCUGGAGGUGACUCACUCACACAAUCCCAUCCUGAUGGGUGUGUGUGACACUGACAAAGAGGGAGAGAGAGAGCUCACCUCUUUAUAUCAAGCAGAGAGGAGGAAAGGCUGCACAACGGCAGGACUCCAUGCAAGGAAGACGACGCAAACAAGUGCUGAACCUUCCAACGAACACCUGAAACAGCCAUGGACAGGGAGAAAACGUCUAAUCAGUCCAGAAUGAACUCCUCAGCCCCAGCCUCUGACUCUUCUUCUUCCUUCCCUUCAUCCUGCUGCAAUUCUUCGCACCUCCUCUUCCACCCAUCGCUGUUUCCAGUCCCCGCGUUUUCUGGCUUUGACCUGCUGUUCAGUCUGAAGCUCCUCUUCAUUCCACUCUACUCUGCCGUGGUACUGAUUGCCUGCUCUGGGAACCUCCUCCUCCUCUUCCUCAUCUGGCACAACAAAAAAAGACACAACACAACAAAUUUCCUUAUCAGCAACUUGGCGCUCGUCGACCUGGUGAUGUGCAUCUUCUGCGUCCCUUUGACGGCCUCCUAUGCCUUUGAUAGACGUGGAUGGGUGUUUGGAUACCACAUGUGUCAUUUUGUUACCGUGAUGCAGUCCACAGCUGUUUACGCCGCAGUCCUGUCCCUCAUGGCCAUUGCAGUAGACCGUUACAUAGUUGUAGCUUAUCCUAUUCGCAAAAGAGCGGGAUGCCAGUUCUGCUGCUGUUUGGUAGUACUGAUCUGGUUGUCAUCUUUGGCCUUAUCCACCCCAACAGCCCUUCACACAGUCUACCUGGAGCUGCAUGCUGCGGGCCUGGAGAUGGCAGUCUGUGAGGAGUUUUGGGAUGGCCAGGAACAAGGCCGACUCAUUUACUCCUGUUUCAUCCUCUUCUUUUCCUACUUUGUUCCACUGGCUGCAGUCUCCAUUUCUUACUGUGCUAUAUCAUACCAGCUGAAGCGGAGGACCACGUCAGGUUUGACGGCUUGUCCCGAGCUGAGAUGUGCACGGGCCGCCUGGAGUAGACGACGUAAGAAGACCUUCUGUCUACUGCUGGUGUCUGUCCUCUGCUUUGCUUUCUCUUGGCUUCCCUUACAGGUGGUGAAUCUGAUCUGUGACCUGGACACAGACUUCACCAUACUGGGGAAAAACUACAUUAAUGUCAUCCAGGUGUCUGCCCACCUGUUGGCCAUGAGCUCAGCCUGCUACAACCCCUUCAUCUAUGCUUCGCUGCACAAUAAAUUUCUGUCCUACAUCUGUAUCAAACCCCUGACUCGCAGGGGAAAAGAAAAGUACGAGGUCGGGGGGUCGAGCGUCCUGACGAAUUCUCACAGAUUGCCACGUCUCAACACCUUUACAACUGUGGCUGAUUUACCUGCUGUUGUUCUGAAUGACCUUGUUGAAAAAGAAAUAUACUUCUGAUGCGCUUUGUUUUGCCUAACAAAAGGAGAAAGGAUUUUAAAAGCAUGUCCACAAACAGCCCUAAAAGUAGAUGGGAUGCAGGAAGCUUCUUUUUCUCCGCAGCUUUGAUUUUAAUCUUGCCUUUAUUGCAACAAAUGUUGAAAUUAAUAGAUUUACACCACAGUAUAAAUAGUAAAAAUCUCCUCAAAUAUAGGGAAAAGCAACCUGCUGUUUCUACAGACUACUUAUAGAGAUAGAAAGAAUAAGUAUAAGAAAUCCACCGGUUUUAAUCAUACAAGUUAAUUGCUCCAAUAAUCUUAUUACUUAACAGAAAUGUUAAUGUUUUGCUGUUAAUUUAUGCUGUUUAACUUUCACUUUAAAAUAGCUUUCAGCCUUUAGUUGACAUUCACCCUUUGUGCACAUUUAAAUGCGUUCUGUGAAAAAGUAAGUCAAAAACAUUAAACGAAUUUUAAUAGAAAGAGACUUUUUUUAAAUGAAUUUAACAGGGCGUAAAAAAAUCUUAACGUUGUUAAACAAUAAUUUUUUUUAUUAUUUCUCCUGCCUUGCUUAGGCCUAGUUUUGAAAACAAGAAAUCAAUUAAAUAGAACCCGAAUGACAGCAUGAAGGAGGCUUAAGACCCUAAAAAUAAGGUGUAAUUCCCGGGUCUAAAGGAAACAGAUAAGCCCCCUUUCCAACAUCUGAACAGAGAAAAGUGCAGUAAACCUAGUUGCAAUACCAUCGCACUUAAAUAACAUAACUAUAACUUUUGUAUUUAUUAUAAAUU
Messenger RNA from Cyprinodon tularosa, 2195 nucleotides. It is a transcript of the gene prlh2r, whose product is annotated as prolactin releasing hormone 2 receptor. Gene Ontology annotation, biological process: G protein-coupled receptor signaling pathway. NCBI's taxonomy places the organism in Eukaryota, Metazoa, Chordata, Actinopteri, Cyprinodontiformes, Cyprinodontidae. Gene Ontology annotation, molecular function: neuropeptide binding; neuropeptide Y receptor activity. Gene Ontology annotation, cellular component: plasma membrane; neuron projection. The record is from RefSeq and is a predicted model, not a curated record.